Messenger RNA from Saccharomyces kudriavzevii IFO 1802, 552 nucleotides. RefSeq names its product Arf family GTPase ARF3 (gene ARF3). Gene Ontology annotation, molecular function: GTP binding; GTPase activity. NCBI's taxonomy places the organism in Eukaryota, Fungi, Ascomycota, Saccharomycetes, Saccharomycetales, Saccharomycetaceae. The transcript has a single exon. Bases 1 to 552 code for a protein of 183 amino acids. Gene Ontology annotation, cellular component: cytoplasm. The record is from RefSeq and is a predicted model, not a curated record. Gene Ontology annotation, biological process: intracellular protein transport; vesicle-mediated transport.
AUGGGUAGUUCAAUUUCGAAAAUUAUGGGAAAACUAUUCGGUUCAAAAGAAAUGAAAAUUUUGAUGCUGGGCCUGGAUAAGGCCGGUAAGACGACUAUUUUAUACAAACUAAAAUUAAACAAGAUAAAGACGUCAACCCCCACCGUAGGAUUUAACGUCGAAACGGUUACUUAUAAGAAUGUAAAAUUCAAUAUGUGGGAUGUAGGCGGGCAACAGCGAUUAAGGCCUCUCUGGAGGCAUUAUUUCCCAGCCACUACUGCACUCAUAUUUGUGAUAGAUUCCAGCGCUAGAAACCGCUUAGAAGAGGCCAAGGAAGAGCUAUAUAGUAUUAUAGGGGAGAAAGAAAUGGAGAAUGUAGUAUUGUUGGUCUGGGCAAACAAACAAGAUUUGAAAGAUGCGAUGAAGCCUCAAGAGGUUUCUGAUUUUUUGGAAUUGGAAAAAAAUCUAAACAACCAACCAUGGUGUGUGAUUGGUAGCAACGCUUUGUCUGGACAGGGUCUUGUCGAAGGGUUAUCUUGGAUUUCCAAUAAUACAGACGUUCCAAAAAAAUAA